Messenger RNA from Morus notabilis, 2384 nucleotides. Its product is annotated as plant-specific TFIIB-related protein PTF2. Gene Ontology annotation, molecular function: RNA polymerase III general transcription initiation factor activity; RNA polymerase III type 3 promoter sequence-specific DNA binding. The coding region runs from base 493 to 2136 and encodes 547 amino acids. The record is from RefSeq and is a predicted model, not a curated record. Gene Ontology annotation, biological process: transcription preinitiation complex assembly; DNA-templated transcription initiation; transcription by RNA polymerase III. The transcript is spliced from 2 exons. Lineage: Eukaryota; Viridiplantae; Streptophyta; Magnoliopsida; Rosales; Moraceae. Gene Ontology annotation, cellular component: nucleus; transcription preinitiation complex; transcription factor TFIIIB complex.
CCUCCAACACCCAAAAUUUUAAAACACUUGCGAUCUAUCUCUCUCCUCCCUCUUCUCUCUCGCCGAACCAGUUACAGAACCUCACGACAGAUUUGGCGACGCUGUGGAAAGCUUGUGGGGUGGGUGAGAUUCCGGCGGCUGUUCGCACGACGGUGGGCUUGUGAGGUGGGGGAGAUCGAGGCGGAGCGGUUUGUGGCAGGGCGGUGAGGCGAUCGCCAUUUGUGAUUUGUGACUGCGAUUUAUGAUGAGUGACGAUAGAACCUUGGUUAAGAAGCUACGCGACGAUUUCGAUCUGGUACGGCUGGUGGAUGAGAUGGUAAUUAUUUGAGAGUUUGAUUUGGGACUUUCCUUUUUCUUUAUGUGUUGUCAGAUUGAAGAAUUCCUCGUCUUCAAACACUUGCAGGCAGCAACUGGCAAGCAAAUUCGAAGUUUUGAUCUGUCAGUCCUUUUUCUCUGCGAACAAACAAAACCCAAACCUAAUUUUCCCCAACAAUGUCGAAAUCCACCUCUUGCACUCGGUGCAAGUCCAAAUCCCUAGUCCGCGACGAUGUCACCGGCCACUUGGUCUGCGAGAUCUGCGGUCUCCUUCAAGAAUUCGACAGCUUUGAAGCUCACUUCGGCGGCAUCACCGGCCCACAAGGCACCUUUGUCCGCCUCGGCACCGCCGGCACCGGCUCCACCUUCAAUUACAAGGAAAAGAAGAUCUACGACGCGCAGAAGCUCAUCGACGACCUCGUUUAUAGGCUCGGAUUGUCGGGAUCCAAAUCGAACGACGUCAAGUCCAUGGUCGCCACCAUCACCGAGGGGGAGUACGGACAAGGCCACUGGUUCACGAUUUUUGUUGGCGCUUGUGCCUAUGUGGUAAUGAGGAAGGACAAUAAAUCGCUGCCAAUGGCCGAGGUCUCAUCGGUGAUUGGCUCCGACGAGUUUGAGUUGGGGCGAAUGAUUCAGCGCAUCGUCGAGUUUCUAAAUCUGAAGCGAUUGGAUGAUUACCCCGAAUUUGACAUUUUGAACUCGUUUGAGACGGCAUUGAGGAACUCCCGAAGCUUCGCGGGUGUCGGGGAGGAAGACAAGGAGAGGAUGAGAAAGCAAGGGAUUUUCUUAAUCCAGUGCAUGGUCAAGUGGUCAUUGACCACCGGUAGGAGGCCGCUUCCGCUUGUUGUCGCGGUGUUGGCCUUCGUUGGCAAACUGAAUGAGGUUGCUGUCAAGAUUGAGGAUGCGGCUAAAGAAUUUCACGCCAAGGUUUACACUAGUAAGGUUAGGUAUAGAGAGCUUUUGGAGGCUCUUGUUAAGGUCGCCCAAGCAUUGCCUUGGGGAAAGGAUGUUACUGUGAAGAACAUUAUGAAGAAUGCACCUUUUGUUAUUCAGUACAUGGAGAAGAAGUCCAUGUCAAAGCCUGGUGAAAAGGAGAAAAGGGAUUUGGAGAGUUUAAGGUUGGAUUUGGAAGAUGUGGUUGGUGACUGUUUAAGAAAAUGUCUUGACUAUGGGAAGGAUUUGGUCUACGAGGAAGAUGAUUCUAGCUACUUUAAGGUAUAUUCUGAUGAGAAGAGUGGGUUACUGAGUGGUGAUGAUGUGAAGAAGUUUACGCUUUCACCUGAAUGCUUAUCCAUGGUGUAUGCAAAAGUUUCAAACGAAGUAGGUAAUGUGAAAUCUGGAAAAGAGGGUAGAGACGUUCAUGGGAGAGAGAGGAUGGUUUUUGACUUUCGGGUUUGUACAGAGUGGUGGAAUGGAGAGUCUGAAUUGAGCAAGAAGCUUUUGCUGAAGCAGAUAUUGGAGAAAGAUGUGGGAUUGGAAGCUUUGCCACCGUCUUUUGUUGCCGGUUGCAAGGUGUAUGAGAAAAGGAGAGAAAAGAUAAAUGCCGCUAAUCGGCGAAUCAACAGGAUUAUGUUUCCAUUAAACGCUGAUUUAGAUGAUAAUAGCAACAUUUCUUGUAAGGAAAUUUCACAUCCUAGAAAGAAGAGGAAGAGUACAAAAGUUGAUGUCAUUAGUUGGGAAGAUUUGAUUAUUGAAACUCUCCUCCUUCAUAAAGUAAAAGAGGAGGAAAUUGAGAAGGGUCACUAUAACACCUUAAUGGACUUGCAUGUUUUCAACUCUGGAAUUGUUCCAGAUACACCUGCACGGUUACAAGAGUGGUAGUUCGAUACCGCUCAAAAUAUCCUUGCAUUUGCAGGUUCAAACAGAAUUUUUCCUAGGUUUGGGUCGGAUUUGGUAAUCAAUACAAGGUUUUAUGAUUUUUUUUUUCAAUUUUGUAAAUUCAUACCGCUGCUACUGGUUUUGUCUGAGAAGUUGCCAUAGAAGUCUAAUUUGUAACAUCCUUUCUUCCUGAAUUUUAGACUUAUUGCAAAUUUUUUCUCUGUUAAAAUUUUAACAAAAAAUAAUACGUG